AGCGGCAGCAGAAUCUUGUCGCAGAAGCGAUUCGUAAACCUGUUUCAAAAGCAAUUGAGAACAGCUGUGAGAUUAGAAAAAUCGAAAAAUGGAGAAUCGCGAAGAUCUUAACUCAAUUCUUCCGUACCUUCCACUUGUAAUUCGUUCGUCGUCGCUGUAUUGGCCGCCGCGUGUGGUGGAGGCGUUAAAGGCAAUGUCUGAAGGACCAUCUCACAGCCAAGUUGACUCAGGAGAGGUUCUACGGCAAGCUAUUUUCGAUAUGAGACGAUCCUUAUCUUUCUCUACUCUCGAGCCAUCUGCUUCUAAUGGCUACGCAUUUCUCUUUGACGAAUUGAUUGAUGAGAAAGAAUCAAAGAGAUGGUUCGAUGAGAUUAUCCCAGCAUUGGCGAGCUUACUUCUACAGUUUCCAUCUCUGUUAGAAGUGCAUUUCCAAAAUGCUGAUAAUAUUGUUAGUGGAAUCAAAACCGGUCUUCGUUUGUUAAAUUCCCAACAAGCUGGCAUUGUUUUCCUCAGCCAGGAGUUGAUUGGAGCUCUUCUUGCAUGCUCUUUCUUUUGUUUGUUUCCGGAUGAUAAUAGAGGUGCAAAACACCUUCCAGUCAUCAACUUUGAUCAUUUGUUUGCAAGCCUUUAUAUAAGUUAUAGUCAAAGUCAAGAAAGCAAGAUAAGAUGUAUUAUGCAUUACUUUGAAAGGUUUUGCUCCUGCGUGCCUAUUGGUAUUGUUUCAUUUGAACGCAAGAUUACCGCUGCUCCUGAUGCUGAUUUCUGGAGCAAGUCUGACGUUUCUCUUUGUGCAUUUAAGGUUCACUCUUUUGGGUUAAUUGAAGAUCAACCUGACAAUGCUCUCGAAGUGGACUUUGCAAACAAGUAUCUCGGAGGUGGUUCCCUAAGUAGAGGGUGCGUGCAGGAAGAGAUACGCUUCAUGAUUAACCCUGAAUUAAUCGCUGGCAUGCUUUUCUUGCCUCGGAUGGAUGACAAUGAAGCUAUAGAAAUAGUUGGUGCGGAAAGAUUUUCAUGUUACACAGGGUAUGCAUCUUCGUUUCGGUUUGCUGGUGAGUACAUUGACAAAAAGGCAAUGGAUCCUUUCAAAAGGCGAAGAACCAGAAUUGUUGCAAUUGAUGCAUUAUGUACACCGAAGAUGAGACACUUUAAAGAUAUAUGUCUUUUAAGGGAAAUUAAUAAGGCACUAUGUGGCUUUUUAAAUUGUAGCAAGGCUUGGGAGCACCAGAAUAUAUUCAUGGAUGAAGGAGAUAAUGAAAUUCAGCUUGUCCGAAACGGCAGAGAUUCUGGUCUUCUGCGUACAGAAACUACUUCACACCGAACUCCACUAAAUGAUGUUGAGAUGAAUAGAGAAAAGCCUGCUAACAAUCUUAUCAGAGAUUUUUAUGUGGAAGGAGUUGAUAACGAGGAUCAUGAAGAUGAUGGUGUCGCGACAGGGAAUUGGGGAUGUGGUGUUUUUGGAGGAGACCCAGAGCUAAAGGCUACGAUACAAUGGCUUGCUGCUUCCCAGACUCGAAGACCAUUUAUAUCAUAUUACACCUUUGGAGUAGAGGCACUCCGAAACCUAGAUCAGGUGACGAAGUGGAUUCUUUCCCAUAAAUGGACUGUUGGAGAUCUGUGGAACAUGAUGUUAGAAUAUUCUGCUCAAAGGCUCUACAAGCAAACCAGUGUUGGCUUCUUUUCUUGGCUACUUCCAUCUCUAGCUACCACCAACAAAGCUAUCCAGCCGCCUUGACUCUGCAAAUUCUCCUUCAUUAACUUGUUUGAUGCAUUCUCAUACUGUAUCUCUGCAUUUUCCCACAUGGGUGUGUAAAAGUGAUUAUUUUCCUCUUACAAGCUUGAAUCCGUUGUAAGCUCGCCAGUUCUUGACCUC
Molecule: messenger RNA, 1870 nt
Organism: Arabidopsis thaliana (thale cress)
Lineage: Eukaryota; Viridiplantae; Streptophyta; Magnoliopsida; Brassicales; Brassicaceae
Gene: TEJ
Product: Poly (ADP-ribose) glycohydrolase (PARG)
Exons: 11
Coding region: 89-1732 (547 amino acids)
Biological process (GO): regulation of DNA repair; carbohydrate metabolic process
Molecular function (GO): poly(ADP-ribose) glycohydrolase activity
Source: RefSeq, marked reviewed